AUGAAGUUCGCCCCCAUGAAAUUCUUCCGUCGGAGCAAGAAGUCGACGUCAGACCCCAAGUUGUCCAAGAGGUCACAACAGCAAGCCCACGAUGAUGUCGAGCGCGACAAGUACCGCCUCUACAACCCCCGUCACGAACAGCAAUAUAACUACGCCGCCGAGAGAGGUCGCGUCUUUGUGCACUGGCUCCAGCUGCCCGCUCCCAUUCUCGAGAGGGUCUUCGCCUUUGUCUGCCCCCAUAGCUGUGAUGAAUCUUACGAAAACUGCGAGAGGAGUGCCGUCGAAGAUGCCUGCAUGCUUUGUGAUCUACGCGACCUGGCUCAUGCCAGCCAGGUCUGUAAGCCCUGGAGAACGUCUGCCAUACAGCUCAUGUACCAUAGCAUUCGUAUAGAUUCUGUCCAUUACUGCGAACGAGAGAUCGACCUUUCCGAGAGGCGCAAACGUAAGAGUCGCUUCGACCGCAAUGGUAUCCCUGAAGACCCGGCUGGUGCCCGCUUGCAUCUGCUAUGCCGUACCCUGCGCGACGACCCCACCCGUUUGGGAAAGCUGGUGCAGUUCUUCAAGACCCCUUACAUGCUUCGAGAGUCGAACGCCCCUCUGCUUGCUAGGACUAUCGCUGUACUGCCCAACCUUAAAUACGUCGAUCUUCCUGAGGGCCUAUUCAUGGAUGACCCUGCCCAUCAUACCCUGAAGCUCGAGGUUCAAGCUAGGUGCCCCGGUCUGCGGAAAAUGACGUAUCUGGCCGGGAGCGAGCGCAGUCUCGAGACACUGAGCCGCGGCAGCGUAUGGCCAAACCUUGAAGUUCUAGAGCUAGGCAGGAUUAACAUGGAUCCUGCCGUCCUACGACACGUCUUCGCCGCCUUGCGAAGCUUACGUGCUCUCAAAGCUUCAGAUUGCAGGAUGCUUGAUGAUGACUUCUUCCGGUAUAACGAUACCCUACCAGCCUUCCCGCCUGUUGAGGAACUGGUCCUCACUGAUGUGCCUCGCAUCACGGCUAGUGGCCUGGUUGCGUACCUAUCUAGAGACGACGUCAAGCAUAGCUUGAAGGUUCUGUCAUUGUCAAAUACCGGGGUACACCCUACCUCUCUCCAUAAUGUCUUGGCGCACGCUCCACGUCUAGUCACACUGUCCAUCACUGAGCAAGUUGACUCUCCGUUCCCAUCUCACGGAGUUCCUAUUCCACCACUAACCAACUGGGCUCUCGAAACACUGCGUUACGAGAUUACAGCCUCUCCGGGAUCCUCAGGAUACGCGAGUACCACUGCCGGGUAUUACAAUUAUUUAGCAUCAUCGCUCUUUGCAGGUGGUCUGCCCCGCCUCGCAGCCAUCUACGUGCGGGACCAAACAUUUCCUGAUUUACUUCUGGGCUUGCCGCCACCUAUGCCCGGGUUUGCGGGCAGCCCACAGCGCCCUAGUAGCGCGGGCAGCACCGGCAUGUUCAAUGCAGGAAGCGGAGGCCUGUCGCCGUCGAGUGUAGGAGGCUUCAGCAACCCCGCGUCUCGAUUCAGUUCUAAUAAUCCGUUCGCGUCAGCGUUCAACGGCCCACGCGGCCCGGGCAUGUUGUCUCUAAAUCAGACUCUCGAAAUCUUUACCAAGGGUGAUGAUGAUCUAGACUGGGGCAGUACGCGUAUGGAUCCAUUUGAUGCCUAUGGUGGCGCUGGCGCUGCUCGAGGGCGACAUGGACGGUCGGGAAGCUCAGCAAGCGGGCGACCACUCAGCAGUUAUGGUCUAUCAGAUAUCGGCGCAGGUUGGCAGGCUGGCGGGGGGGCCAGAAUGAGUAUUAUACAGGGUGACGGUCAUGGUGGGUUUCUAAGUGUACCAGGUGAUAAUACGGGUGGCCAUGGACGCAAGGGUAGUACGUCGAGUUUUGGACAGCCAAAAGACGAGUGGCCUCGACCAAGCAGCAGCCAGGGUCCAAGGAAAGGCGAUCGCGACCUUUGGCGCUAA
Molecule: messenger RNA, 1947 nt
Organism: Xylaria bambusicola
Lineage: Eukaryota; Fungi; Ascomycota; Sordariomycetes; Xylariales; Xylariaceae
Exons: 2
Coding region: 1-1947 (648 amino acids)
Source: RefSeq, a predicted model, not a curated record